CAUUCCCCGAAAUUAACAUUGCGUACCUUAUCGCUAUUCAACAUUUUCCAUUUUCAUUUCUUAAUUCUACCGCUUGAGUACUUCCCUUCCCCUCCCCCCCCUUUCAUUUUCUUUGUUUUUACUUCUUCCCUUCCUUUGUUUCUUUCAAAUACUUUUCCAUCCCAUAUUUUCCCUUUAAAAACAAUACUAAUCCAAUAUUCCAUCAUCAUCAAAUUACCUGUUCCCCCUUCUUUCUCCAUCCCCACCCCAUAAUUUAAAACUCUCUUUCUCUGUCUGAAGAAUUCUCUCAAAUUUUUUUUGUCUCAAAGAAAGAAGUAGAAAACCCACACUUUAUAUUUUCUCGUCUCUUGAAUAAGAGGUGGUGAUUAUUGAAAGGAUUUUUCUAAAACGUUUUACAUAGUUUUCAGCCUGAUCCGAAAUGCCCAUGGACCGAACCCUACAAUCGGAGAGCAUGAGAUCGCCGACCGUACUCUCAAUCGAAUGUCUGAAAGGAAGCUCGAAAGCCGAUGAAUGGACCGGCGACAUGCUCCAGAGCGGGGAUAUCGUUGAGGAGAUUCGACUUGGAUCCGGCUCUGGUCUCACCCAUAAGGCACCUUUUAAAGGCGGCAAGAGCGGAGUCCAGAAGAUUCUUCACACCUCGUAUAGGAACAAGGAGACGUCGAUUCUCGUGCGCGUCAGGCGAGGCAGCGAUGAGUUCGCUCAGUUGCAGGCGUGUAUUGUGCCUAACGAUUCUGGCGGGAAAAAGCAAUACAUGUUGAGGUCUAUAGCGGAUCCCAAUUACGCUGUCGGGUUCUCGGAUCGUACUGAGUUCGAGUGCUACGAGUUGCAAGCUUCAAGGAACUCCAGGAUGGUCAGUGAACUAUCAAGGACAAAGCUUCAGGAUGGAUAUGUCUCAUAUCCGUGGGAGAGGAGGAUGCAGGAGGUGCUAUCAGUUCCAAACUCAAGCUGUUUUCUUUCUAUUCUCCUCCUUCCAAAAGCUUCAGAUCGAGUGGCCUCUCGAUACAAUGACUUGGAGGAUACCCUUGCUCGAGCAAAUGCUUGGCUUAGUGCAUCUCAGGCCUCUGGAGUCCCCAUUGUUUUCAUGAAUAUCCAAAGUGAAUCCCUGCUUACUAAGAUUUCUGGAGAGACAGCCUCAGCUACCGUAAAUGCUGGGUCAUUAUCUGAUUUAUCGAACCUAGCCAACGCAAGCCUAUAUGGUUUCGAGGACUACCAUGGGGUUGACAUUGGAGUUGUUCGAGCAGUUCGUCUAUGGUAUGCUCCGCUUGCUGGAGAAAUUGCUAUUGAGAUCAAACUAAAAGAAGAUGACACAAAGCUUGGUUUUGCCAUUAGCCGCACGGAAGAGGGAUUCAUCUAUAUAUCAUCUGUUAUUGAUGGUGAUGAAAAUCCACCUUCGACGAGAUCAGGACUCAGCACUCUCUACAAAGAAUCAGUGAGUGCAUCUAGGCUGCUGGUUGUCUCAAGAUUAUCAAAUCAGAAGGUUCUUCCAUGGAUGAUUUCUUCAACAGGAGCUGUUCGAUGCUUUGAUACUGUUUCCCUAAGUCAGAAGCUCUCACUACACCGGCAUGCCAACGUGCCAAUUCUUAUGCAUGUGUUGUUGUGGGAUCAGUCAUUGGUUUCCCGAAGCUUUGGCAACGCAAGGCUUGGGGCUCCUUCUCCAUCAUUGUUACCAUUGCCAUCUGAAGUUAGAUUAGCCCACCAACCUAAUGACAAUCAAACACUGCCUCUGCCACCUGAAGAGCCAAAUGAUCAGAGCAUAGACACAAGUGAGCAGCCGGAUCGCAGACUACAGCGAGACACUGCUGGGGAGGUCUCCUUUAGAUUUCAUGAUUUUUCUCUUCCAAAGAACUGGGUUUGAUUCUUAUACCUCCUCCGAUGAUGCUCUGCUUCACUGUGUAUAUAUAAAAAAAAAGUUUGUAAGUAGUUAGGCGAGUCAGUUGAUCCAAGCUAGUUACAAUAAUUAGGCAACUUAAUCCAGAAAAUCCAGAAUAAACUUAUACUUCACACAUUAUAAUUAGAAAUGGAUACAUGGUUUUGGGAUGUACUCUUCAUUUAUGGGUCAUGUGUAUAUCAUACGUGAACUUUGUGGCAUUCAUUUUUGUUUUCUGAAAGACAUCUUUUGUAUGUAUGUUUUUCCUUUGGUUGGCAUUUCCUCGUAAGUUUAGAGUGCCUUGCUAGAAGAAAUAUCUCUGCCAAUGACAAACGUGUCUUCUGUCACAAGCAGCGAAAACAAUUGAUCAUCUCUGCCUUACCUGUAGUUUGUCAGGAGCAGUGAGGUUCGGAUUGGAACUUGCCUUAAGAGCUGACCUUUA
This is a messenger RNA of Durio zibethinus, 2309 nucleotides long. RefSeq lists its product as uncharacterized. NCBI's taxonomy places the organism in Eukaryota, Viridiplantae, Streptophyta, Magnoliopsida, Malvales, Malvaceae. The record is from RefSeq and is a predicted model, not a curated record.